This is a messenger RNA of Brienomyrus brachyistius, 1205 nucleotides long. RefSeq names its product heat shock protein, alpha-crystallin-related, b9-like (gene hspb9l). Lineage: Eukaryota; Metazoa; Chordata; Actinopteri; Osteoglossiformes; Mormyridae. The coding region runs from base 222 to 1013 and encodes 263 amino acids. The record is from RefSeq and is a predicted model, not a curated record. The transcript has a single exon. Gene Ontology annotation, biological process: protein refolding; response to heat. Gene Ontology annotation, molecular function: protein folding chaperone.
AAAUGCUUUGGAAUAUGACUUCGGGUUAUGAAAAAUCGGCGUUGAUGGCAAGACAGUGGACAAGUUAACGGGCGAUACGGGCGAUUUGCAAUGAGUCUUCACAACGAGCAGUUAACAGAAACAUGCGGAUGUGGAAGUCGCCACUGGAAAUAGAACAAUGUAAUGCAGGGGAGGCAUUUAACAGUUACUUCGCAGGAGCGUGAGCGGUUUGUUUUUAGAGUAUGACCGAACCUGAACAGCAGCAGCACACUCUGACCAACUGUGGUGGCUGGGCUUGGAAUUCAUCUGGAAGUUUCCAAGUAGAGUAUAAAAGCUGGACCAGAGGAAGCCGGGGCAGAUGCAGUGAGGGCUCCAAUCUUAGCAGAUACCCAGACCACGCUGAACUAUUGCUGAAGAUGAUGUACCCAGGAUUGCUGCCAUCUUCAUUCAGCCCAUUGAUGGAUUUCAACUGGCCUGUGCGCAGCCUCUGGCCUGAUACCCGGCCUCUCUUCUUUAAGAUCGAGCAAGAAAUGAUGAGGCACAUGCAGGAGAUGAGGCAGAGCAUGCAGUUCAUGGAGAGGCUUCAUCAAAAAAUCUUCGAGGAGAUUGACCACAUCCCAGCAUCAUUAACGUUCAAGCCAAUAUCGUUCAAGGUGGAUAAUCAGGGUGAAAAUUUUGCCCUGACCCUGGACACUAAGGACUUCACCCCAGAGGAGCUGUCCGUCAAACAGGUGGGCAGGAAGCUGAGGGUGAGCGGGAAGACAGAGAAGAAACAGGACGACGGAAAAGGCUCGUACUCCUACAAACAACAGGAGUUCAGGCAGGAGCUUGACCUACCAGAAGGUGUGAACCCAGAAGAUGUGACUUGUACCCUCUCUGACGGGCAGCUUCAGAUUAAAGCACUGAGAGCGAUCAGGCCUGCAAUAACGGAGAGAGUGGUGCCCAUUGAUCGUGUGGCAGCCUUGAAGAGUCCAGAAGAGCAAAGCGGAGACGUGGACAGCUGCAUCACCGACUCAAGCUCCUCCAAGGACUGAUGACAUUACAGCACUCAAACUGGAUUCACGUCACAUCUUGGUCCAUAACUGAACUCUUUUCAGCACUUUCAUGACAAUAUUAUAAUGAAUUGGAUGUGUUAUUACUGUAAUUCAUGUUGCUAGAUAAACGAGAGUAAAUACAUUUUGUAUGCUUGCUACUUCCAAUAAAUUGUGUGUUUGAAUCAUUAAAAA